AUGCAGCACGUGGGAACGCGGUCGGGCAAAAGUGAGGCGAAGGAUGCGGCGGUUUCCACGGACAACUCGACGCAUGAGGACGCGGCGCACACCAUCAUGGAGAUUGACCGCCUUACCGAGCAGGGGGUUGCCGCGGCGGAUGUCGCUAAGCUGCGGCAGGCGGGUAUAUUCACCGUGACUGGGAUUCACAUGCAGUGCCGAAAGGAUCUUGUUCUUAUCAAGGGUUUGUCUGAUGCCAAAGUUGACAAAAUUAUCGAGGCGGCACGGAAGUUAUCGGAUUGCGGUUUCAGCGUUGGAACGGCUUACCUGCAACAGAGAGGGAGGGUGACCCGUGUAACAACUGGAAGCACGGCUCUGGAUCAGUUGUUGGGCGGUGGCAUAGAAAGCAUGUCAAUUACGGAGGCGUUUGGUGAGUUCCGAACCGGUAAAACGCAGAUAGCACACACAUUGUGCGUAACGUGCCAACUCCCCAUUUCAAUGGGGGGGGGCAAUGGUAAAGCUAUUUAUGUUGACACAGAGGCAACUUUCAGACCUGAGCGGAUUAAGCCCAUCGCAGAGCGUUUUGGUCUCGACGUUGAGGCCGUACUGGGGAACAUUCUCGUGGCACGAGCUUACACGCACGAGCAUCAGAUGCACCUCUUGUCAAUGGUUGCUGCGAAGAUGGUAGAGGAUCAGUUCAGUCUCCUUGUUGUAGACAGUGUAACGGCUCUCUUUCGCGUGGAUUUUUCUGGCAGAGGGGAGCUCGCGGAGCGGCAGCAGAAACUGGCCAAGAUGUUGAGCAACAUGAUUAAACUUGCGGAGGAGUAUAACGUUGCUGUGUACAUAACAAAUCAGGUGGUUGCGGAUCCUGGUGGCGCCUCCAUGUUUGUGGCCGACCCCAAAAAGCCUAUUGGAGGUCAUAUUCUUGCGCAUGCCUCAACGACGCGACUGUCGCUGCGCAAAGGACGGGGGGAUCAGCGCGUGUGUAAGAUAUAUGACAGUCCGUCGUUGCCGGAGGUGGAAUGUGUUUUCAGCAUAUCGGAGCAAGGGAUUGUUGACGCACGUGAGUAG
Messenger RNA from Trypanosoma brucei brucei TREU927, 1050 nucleotides. Its product is annotated as DNA recombination/repair protein RAD51/Dmc1. Gene Ontology annotation, molecular function: ATP-dependent DNA damage sensor activity; DNA strand exchange activity; ATP hydrolysis activity. The record is from RefSeq and is a predicted model, not a curated record. NCBI's taxonomy places the organism in Eukaryota, Euglenozoa, Kinetoplastea, Trypanosomatida, Trypanosomatidae. Gene Ontology annotation, biological process: chromosome organization involved in meiotic cell cycle; reciprocal meiotic recombination; DNA repair. Gene Ontology annotation, cellular component: nucleus; condensed nuclear chromosome. Bases 1 to 1050 code for a protein of 349 amino acids. The transcript has a single exon.